This is a messenger RNA of Neltuma alba, 1564 nucleotides long. RefSeq names its product alcohol dehydrogenase-like. The coding region runs from base 56 to 1375 and encodes 439 amino acids. Gene Ontology annotation, molecular function: oxidoreductase activity. The transcript is spliced from 8 exons. NCBI's taxonomy places the organism in Eukaryota, Viridiplantae, Streptophyta, Magnoliopsida, Fabales, Fabaceae. The record is from RefSeq and is a predicted model, not a curated record.
CAUCGGCCUCACUCAUCCAUCCCGGUUUGACCUCUGAGAUUUGUGUAAUUCCUCCAUGGCAACUGCUCUGCUUCGGAGAACCAGUAUCAUUCACAAUGCCCGCCGCUUCAAGUUCCCUAGCUCAUGGUUUCUCAGUGAGCUGCUGACUCAGCAUUUCCCGAUCGAUAAGGCUGUGAAUGAAAAUGCUAUUCGUAGAGUUUCAAAUGGUGUUUCAUUUUACUCCCAGGUCGCUUCUGGUGGUGGAGUCCCAUCGUAUAUGCGGGGAGCUGUAUUCUGGGAAUUUGGAAAGCCUCUCUCUAUGGAGGAAUUCCACAUCCCUCGCCCCAAGGCUGGAGAAGUUCUCGUUAGAACUAAGGGUUGUGGAGUAUGCCACUCUGAUCUCCACGUUAUAAAAGAUGAAAUUCCUUUUUCCAGUCCUUGCGUGCUGGGACAUGAGAUAACUGGCGAAGUUGUUGAACAUGGCUCUCUCACAGACAAUAAAACAAAAGAAAGGCUUCCCGUUGGAUCUCGAGUCGUUGGUUCCUUCAUUAUGCCUUGUGGCAACUGUUCUUACUGUUCAAAGGGGCAUGAUGAUUUAUGUGAAGCUUUCUUUGCUUACAACCGGGCAAAAGGAACCCUCUAUGACGGUGAAACUCGGCUGUUUCUCCGCGGCAGUGGAAAACCAGUCUACAUGUAUAGUAUGGGAGGGCUUGCGGAAUACUGUGUUGUGCCCGCAAAUGCGUUGACCGUAUUACCAGACUCAUUGCCAUAUACAGAGUCUGCAAUACUAGGAUGUGCCGUCUUUACUGCAUAUGGUGCUAUGGCCCAUGCAGCUGAGGUGCGUCCAGGGGAUUCUGUUGCUGUUAUUGGAACGGGAGGUGUUGGUUCUAGCUGUUUGCAGAUUGCUAGAGCAUUUGGUGCUUCUGAAAUUAUUGCUGUGGAUGUUCAGGAUGAAAAGCUAGAGAAAGCAAAAACAUUCGGCGCUACUCACACCGUGAAUGCAGCACAAGAAGAUCCAAUUGGAAAGAUAAUUGAAAUAACUGGUGGAAAAGGUGUUGAUGUUGCUGUGGAAGCCUUGGGAAAACCGCAGACGUUUUCCCAGUGCACACAAAGUGUGAAGGAUGGAGGAAAAGCUGUGAUGAUUGGACUAGCACAAGCUGGUGCUGUAGGACAAAUGGAUAUAAAUCGCCUUGUUCGUAGAAAGAUAAAAAUUAUCGGAUCGUAUGGAGGUAGAGCAAGGCAAGAUCUUCCUAAGUUAGUCAGACUGGCAGAAACAGGUAUCUUCAAUCUUUCCAAUGCUGUUUCUAGAAGAUACAACUUUGAGGAGGCAGGCAAAGCAUUUGAAGAUCUCAAUCAGGGAAAAAUUGUUGGACGAGCUGUCAUUGAGAUAAGAUAAUCUUGUUCUGCAUUGCAUGCAAUGCUUUGUGGCUAGAAUUCUGCUUCUUGCCCGUAACGCAAGGAACUGGUGGCCUGAGAUCACAUGAUGGAUAUUUUUUGCUCACAUUCUGCUCAUCUGUACUGAUAACAGUUCCUAAUGGCCAUGAUGUGUUCAAAGCACUCAAAUAAAAUAAAUAUUUUCAUGUCA